AUGACUGUAGACAUUAAAGACCAUGUUGGUCAAUGCACAGUGAGUUCAGAAAUGAGGCCCAAACAGCAAAAGGAAACCUUAGUGUCACAUGAAGUGCCUGAACGUCCGUGGAGUAAGAUUGGUAUGGAUCUUUUCACUCUACAUAAUGAGGAAUAUCUUGUUCAAGUAGACUAUCAUUCAGACUACUGGGAAGUUGACAAGCUGACAGACACAACUUCCACAUCUAUUGUUGAGUGUAUGAAGUUUAGCAGACAUGGCAUACCAGAUACCGUAGUGUCGGAUAACGGUCCACAAUUCACAUCACGAGAGUUUGCUCAGUUUGCCAAAGACUGGGAAUUCAGCCAUGUCACAAUAUCGCCUUAUCACAGUCAGUCAAACGGCAAGGCCGAAUCAGCUGUAAAGAUUGCAAAGAAGCUGAUCAAAAAGUCACAAAGAGAAGGCAAAGACCCAUGGAAAGCAAUCCUGGAAUGGCAUAAUACCCCUACUGAAGGUAUGGACAGUAGCCCUGUACAAAGAAUUAUGUUGCGUCGAACACGCACAACUCUCCCAGUUGCUACACAACUUCUGAAACCUGAGCUUGUUGACAGUGUCAGUGCCAAGAAAGCCCUCAAGCACAGAAAGGCUAAACUCUAUUACAACAGUCAUGCUAAGGAGCUACCUGAACUCACAGUUGGUCAACCAGUACGUGUUCAACCAGUGCCUUCUGACACAAUGGGUAAAUGGCGUCAUGGGACUUGCGUCAGACAAGUGUCGACAAGGUCAUACAUUGUUGACAUUGAUGGUAAAGAGUACAGGCGCAAUCGCAAGUUUCUUAGAUCAACGUCUGAAACUACACCACCAAAACAGUUGCCGGAAGUUACCAGUGAGAUUGAACCAGAUUCUCACAUAACAGCAAAAAAGACAACUGCUACCAAGACAUCGCCUGUUGUGAAACCACCUCCUUCAUCGCCACCAGUACCAGUAGAGUUUCCUAAGGAAAACAUCAAGACCACCAGGACAAGAGCAGUCAAACCACCAACCAGACUGAAAGACUUUGUUUCCUACUAA
Molecule: messenger RNA, 1047 nt
Organism: Haliotis rufescens (red abalone)
Lineage: Eukaryota; Metazoa; Mollusca; Gastropoda; Lepetellida; Haliotidae
Exons: 1
Coding region: 1-1047 (348 amino acids)
Biological process (GO): DNA integration
Molecular function (GO): nucleic acid binding
Source: RefSeq, a predicted model, not a curated record